Musa acuminata AAA Group (dessert banana) is the source of this 3149-nucleotide messenger RNA. Its product is annotated as NADPH--cytochrome P450 reductase 3. NCBI's taxonomy places the organism in Eukaryota, Viridiplantae, Streptophyta, Magnoliopsida, Zingiberales, Musaceae. Gene Ontology annotation, cellular component: cytosol. The transcript is spliced from 19 exons. Gene Ontology annotation, molecular function: flavin adenine dinucleotide binding; FMN binding; NADPH-hemoprotein reductase activity. The coding region runs from base 729 to 2831 and encodes 700 amino acids. The record is from RefSeq and is a predicted model, not a curated record.
CCCCUUUACAUGUUGUACAAGGCAUGAACAUGCCAACAGACACGGACAGAUAUAAGCAUUACAACCAACACCUUGUUUAGAAGUUUGUCCGUGACAAAACGGUGGAGCAGCAUCUAGAAGAAGCCAGUCAUCACAGAGUGGAUAACAAAGAGAGGGAGCAACCUAGACUGGGCAAGAUGUGCUGCAGGAUUUAUUGCAGGGCCGGACUUGCUGGCCGCCCAGUCCACAGACGUCCGUUCGCGGGAGCCACACAAACUGUUUUCUUUAGCCCCCACUUGAUGGGUUCCGUGAACCAGUGGAUACGCGAUCCGUCAUUAGCGAUCGACCCUCCGCCAGUAUCGCGGGUCGCACUCGGGUGCCGCACGAAGCCAAAGAGCAAGCCGCCGUAGCGGGCGUUACGUUCGACAGGUGAGACGCAUCGGCGGGCGACGGUAACCAAGCGCGACGUCUUUCGGGGGGGCAUUCUGGGUAUCUUGCUCCGCUACGACUCUGCUUUCGACGCCGGUGCCACCCCGCCAGUACUCAGUUGGGAGUUGGAGGGAGACGAAGGCCGCCCUUAUAACCACCCUCCUCUCCUCCCGUCUCGUCUCGUCUCGUCUCGUCUCUCCCACUACCGACGACCCUUCACUGUUCUCUCUCUCCUUGUCUUCUCUCUCUCUCUCCCUCCCAACCCAGAGAGAGAGAGGGAGAGAGACGUCGCUGCUUCGAGUCCAUCCCGAUCCGCCACGAUGCGGUCGGGAUCGGCGAAGCCCUCGCCGCUCGAUCUCCUGUCGGCCAUCCUCCGCGGCGAUGGCCUCCCUCCUGGGACCGGCGCGGCGGCAGCGAUCGCCGAGAACCAGCAGCUCCUCGCCAUCCUUACCACCUCUGUCGCCGUGCUUGUCGGGUGCGCGUUCAUCUUCUUCUUCCGACGAUCGCUCGGCAAGAAACCACCCUCGCUGCCGAAGCCGCUGGUGGUGAAGGUCCAGCCUGAGGCGGAGGUUGACGACGGGAAGAAGAAGGUCACUGUCUUCUUUGGUACGCAGACCGGGACGGCGGAGGGGUUCGCUAAGGCGCUCGCGGACGAGGCUAAAUCGCGAUACCAUAAUACCGCAUUUAAAGUGGUUGAUCUGGAUCAAUAUGCUGCUGACGAUGAUGAGUACGAGGAGAAGAUGAAAAAAGAGACCUUAGCUUUGUUCUUCAUGGCCACGUACGGAGAUGGAGAGCCUACUGAUAAUGCUGCACGGUUCUUCAAAUGGUUUACGGAGGGGAAAGAGAGAGAAAAUUGGCUAGAAAAUCUUCAGUUUUCUGUGUUUGGCUUGGGCAACCGACAAUAUGAGCAUUUCAAUAAGGUUGCUAAGGUGGUUGAUGAAAUGCUUGCUAACCAAGGUGGAAAGCGUAUUGUUCCCCUGGGGCUGGGUGAUGAUGAUCAGUGUAUUGAGGAUGACUUCACUGCAUGGAGGGAACUUCUCUGGCCAGAGUUGGAUCAGUUGCUUGGGGAUGAAAAUGAUGUUUCAGGUGCAUCUACUCCUUAUAUGGCUGCUGUUCCUGAAUACCGAAUUGUCUUUGUCAAGCCUGAAGAAACUUCUUACCUUGAAAAGAGUUGGAAUCUUGCAAAUGGCCAUGCUAGUCAUGAUAUACAUCAUCCAUGCAGGGUUAAUGUGGCUGUGCGGCUGGAGCUUCAUAGCCCAGCUUCAGAUCGAUCCUGCAUCCAUUUGGAGUUUGAUAUUGCUGGCACUGCUCUUACGUAUGAAACGGGAGAUCAUGUUGGGGUAUUUGCAGAGAAUUGUAUUGAGACUGUCGAGGAGGCUGAAAGGUUGUUAGGUUAUUCACCAGACACAUUUUUCUCAAUCUCUGCUGACAAGGAGGAUGGUACACCACUUGGAGGAGGCUCUUUAUCACCUCCUUUCCCGUCUCCGUGCACCUUAAGAACUGCACUUGCUCGAUACGCUGAUCUUCUAAAUUCACCCAAAAAGAGUGCAUUAGUUGCCUUAGCUGCACAUGCUUCAGAUCCCAGUGAAGCUGAGCGACUUAGAUUUUUGGCUUCCCCAAUUGGAAAGGAUGAAUAUUCUCAAUGGGUUGUUGCUAGUCAGAGGAGUCUCCUAGAAGUUAUGGCUGAAUUUCCCUCUGCAAAGCCUCCACUAGGAGUCUUCUUUGCUGCAAUCUCCCCCCGGUUGCAGCCUAGAUAUUAUUCAAUAUCAUCUUCUCCAAGGAUGGCACCAACUCGAAUACAUGUGACGUGUGCAUUAGUACACGAGAAGUUACCAACCGGGAGGAUUCAUAAAGGGGUCUGUUCAACUUGGAUGAAGAAUUCUAUUCCAUUGGAAGAGAGCCAAGAUUGCGGCUGGGCUCCUAUAUUUGUGAGACAGUCAAACUUUAAACUGCCUGCAGAUCCUUCUCUGCCCAUCAUCAUGAUUGGUCCAGGCACAGGGUUGGCACCCUUCAGAGGCUUCUUGCAGGAGAGGGAGGCAUUAAAAGAGUCUGGUGUGGAGCUUGGUCAUGCUAUUUUUUUCUUUGGAUGCAGGAACCGCAAAAUGGACUUCAUCUAUGAGGAUGAGUUGCACAAUUUUGUUGAUAGAGGAGUACUGUCUGAGUUGAUUGUUGCCUUCUCUCGUGAGGGUCCAACCAAGGAAUAUGUGCAGCAUAAAAUGACUGAAAAAGCAUCCAGUGUUUGGAAUAUCAUCUCCCAAGGUGGUUAUGUUUAUGUGUGCGGCGAUGCUAAGGGUAUGGCUAGAGAUGUUCACAGGGUUCUUCACACUAUAGUCCAAGAGCAGGGAUCUCUUGAUAGCUCUAAGACCGAGAGUUUAGUGAAGAGUCUACAAAUGGAAGGGAGAUAUCUGAGGGAUGUGUGGUGAGAUGCUCCUUGUUGUUUCCCCCUUUUUUUGUUGGGGGAGGGGAGGCGGGGUGCGAAACCUGCAAGUCAAGGUUCUGGGGACACAAAUGUAUGUUGCCCCCUUUCCCAGCCUUUAUAAACUGCUCUGUUUCCAAAUUAUGUUAAUUCUUUUCUACCUUAUAAGUAGAGUAUCUUGUUCAUGUAUUACACAUUUAAUUCAUAUGGUUACUAGGUUGAUUUGAUGGGGAAAUAAGUAGUCAAUAUGUGGUAGGGGAUGUGGGAGCACAUGUAUAAUUGGACUGGCCUUACUAGUGAAAGCUAUUCCAACCCAAUGGGAUCA